Molecule: messenger RNA, 735 nt
Organism: Rubroshorea leprosula
Lineage: Eukaryota; Viridiplantae; Streptophyta; Magnoliopsida; Malvales; Dipterocarpaceae
Source: the annotation of a GenBank genome assembly
AGUUCUAAAUUUUGAGUCAGAUGCAGUGCAUUGUCAAACAUUACAUAUUUUUAUUGUAAUUUUGUAUGCAGUUCAAUGUAAGAGCACAAAAGAUUCCUUUUUCUGGCUCAUUUCCUUAUCAUGACAUAGUUCUCUCCGUGCACAGGUCUGUUGGAGAUUCGAAUGAAUGUUAUUUCCUGUGGAAAGACGUAAUAAAGCCAACAUGAAAUCCGAGAUAUCACAGCCUUGACAGCUUUCCUCAUUCUAAAGUAUGAUGGUCUUUUUCUUCAACCUUUUUUUCCAAAUCUAUAUAAUAGCUGUGUAUGUAUGUAUUUGUUCUAUAAUCCAUUGCUCUAAGCUGUUGAGUGCCUAAUGCGUCCAAUUGCAUUAGAGUUUAUAGGAUUAUUAUCUUGGGAAACAGUUGUAGACUUUGUAUUUAGAGAUUCUUGUUGAAGAUAAGAGAAAAACGAUAACACCAACGUCAAAUUACAGGAAAACUCUGUACAUAGAUUUAAUCGUGUCAUCUUCUACAGAAGAAGAUACAAUACUAGAUGGGUUUCUUUUGUCUAUUACAUGUGUCUUCAUGUUGAAAGGCUUCUCUUGUUGUGAACGAAACUAGCCGAGAAAAAUAUGCGCUGAUUCAAACCUUUACCAGUCGUUCUCAAAGAGGGGUAUUGAAUCGAAUUUUCCAUAUGAAGAUCCAGAAGAUUUGCGUUUGUAAUUUUUGUUCGGUUUGGAAGGUGUUGAUGCUUAUUG